AUGGUGUCCUAUGGAGCGGCCAUUUGGGCCUUCCCUAUGCAGGGAAGGAAAAUCCGGCACCUGUCUGCACUACAGAGGCCCUUCCUACUCUCAAUUACAAGAGCCUUCAGGACAACAUCUACUGAUGCACUAAACAUCUUGGCAGGAGUGCUACCACUUCAUCUACGCAUAGAAGAAGAAGCGGUGACACAACAGGUUCAUCAGUUAAGACUUUCACUUACUUAUGAUUACGUUACCUUCUCUCAAGAACAGUUUGAGAAUAAGACCUCACAACUUCAUAUACACCCAGCAAUCAAGGGUAUUGGAAUUCACCUCACGAAGAACCCAGCAUAUGUGGCACCAUCCGGCUACAUCUCCAUCUACACAGAUGGUUCUCGUAUUGACGAAAAGGUAGGCAGCGCCUUUGUCGUGCUCAGUGAACAACAACAACCCCUUCACCAAUGGCAGAUGCAGCUCAGCACUGAAAACAGCGUUUUCCAGAGUGAAGCACUCGCCAUUCACGAGGCCAUACGCUAUCUAACGAAUAAUAAAAUCUCCAAAGCCUUAAUACAUACAGAUAGCCUGUCUUCUAUGCAAGCAAUUGCCAAUUCAGAACAUACCUCCCCGCAAAUAGCAGGCAUUCAAAAAAGUCUACGUGAAAAUGCUCACAAUCAUUACGUCAUAAAAUGGAUUAAAGCGCACACAGGUAUUUAUGGCAAUGAACUUGCAGACGGCCUGGCAAAAGACGCCGCCACUGGGAACAACAUUACUACAGUACAGAUCCCAUGGCCUACCUCAUAUUUAAAAAAAGACCAUACGACAAAUUGUUUGCAAUAA
This is a messenger RNA of Stegodyphus dumicola, 816 nucleotides long. RefSeq lists its product as uncharacterized. NCBI's taxonomy places the organism in Eukaryota, Metazoa, Arthropoda, Arachnida, Araneae, Eresidae. The record is from RefSeq and is a predicted model, not a curated record.